Solanum verrucosum is the source of this 666-nucleotide messenger RNA. RefSeq names its product cytosolic sulfotransferase 5-like. Gene Ontology annotation, cellular component: cytoplasm. The record is from RefSeq and is a predicted model, not a curated record. Gene Ontology annotation, molecular function: sulfotransferase activity. NCBI's taxonomy places the organism in Eukaryota, Viridiplantae, Streptophyta, Magnoliopsida, Solanales, Solanaceae. The transcript is spliced from 2 exons. Gene Ontology annotation, biological process: sulfation. The annotation marks the transcript as partial.
AUUCCUCCCAAGUAUUUACAAGAGGAUGAAAUCAGUGAUGAGUGUAAGAAAUUGCUCUUAACUCUACCAAAAGAAAGAGGAUGGCUUACAUCACAUAGCUACAAUUACCAAGGUUUUUGGGCAAUACCAAGAAUCAUUCAAGGUGGGAUAAGCGUUUAUGGUCCAUUUUGGGAUCACGUGUUAGACUAUUGGAAACAAAGCAUAGAAAAUCCUAACAAAGUACUUUUCUUGAUGUAUGAAGAAAUUAAAGAACAACCAAAAUUGCAUCUUAAGCGUUUGGCUGAAUUCUUGGAAUGUCCAUUUUCUAUAAAGGAAGAAAAUUGUGGAGUUGUAGAUGAAAUAUUAAGAAUGAGUAGCUUUAAGAAUUUGAGCAAUUUGGAGGUGAAUACAACUGGAGCAGAAAAUAAAGUGUUCUUUCGUAGAGGAGAAAUUGGAGAUUGGAAGAAUUAUUUUACUACAGAGAUGAGUGAGAAACUCAAUUAUAUCAUUGAACAAAAAUUUCAAGGAUCUGGACUGAAAUUUUCAUAUAUUUGAUUAGGGAUUAUUUUAUUUGCUUCGAAACAUAAUAUUGGAGUAUAUGUUUUUGAGAUAUGUGUAUUUGAGAUUCAUGUAACAAGAACAUAUAUAUCACAAAAAUUCUACUAGUAAUAUAAUGGUACUGUUUUA